This is a messenger RNA of Corapipo altera (White-ruffed manakin), 3266 nucleotides long. RefSeq names its product TNF receptor associated factor 4 (gene TRAF4). The coding region runs from base 1072 to 2874 and encodes 600 amino acids. Gene Ontology annotation, molecular function: protein binding; zinc ion binding. Gene Ontology annotation, biological process: activation of NF-kappaB-inducing kinase activity; regulation of apoptotic process; positive regulation of JNK cascade. The transcript has 6 exons. The record is from RefSeq and is a predicted model, not a curated record. Lineage: Eukaryota; Metazoa; Chordata; Aves; Passeriformes; Pipridae.
CUCUUGGGCUGAGCCGUCCAGCCCCACCGCGGUGCCGGGAGGGGGGUGCUGGGGGGGGCCGGGGUUCCCCACCCUGUCACCUCGCUGUGCCCCAACACGCCGUGAAGGUCAGAGGCAAGGACGGUCCUCCUGGGUGCUGCCUCAGCACAUUCCCUGCCCGGCCAAGCAUGAGGAAUGGGGAGGCUUUGUCGGGGAUUAGGCGCUGACUUCGGGUCAUUGUCCCGCUUCCCCCCCAGCCCCAGCACCCCAACACCAUGCACAGGGUGCAGACACGGCUGACUGCCCUGGAAAGGUGUGAUGCCAGCUCCAAAGCAAUGCCACCCACGGGCUCCCUGGAAAGGGCUGGGUGCCCGACCCUGUCCUAGGGCACCUUAUCUCGGUGGAUGCCUGAUGACUCCCACAGAACCACCUGCAGUAAACAGAGCAGAAACCUGGCGUGGCUGAAUGCAGCCGUGCCCUGCAUGAAUCACAUCCCACGGCAUUGAGCUGGGGCUCCUGGGGGUCACUUGCACCCCCAGCACAGGGCUGGUGGCUGCAGGGGACAUGACAGUGCCAUGCCCAGGCCAUCCCAGGCCAGCGUGUGCCAGGCAGCACAGCUGGCUCCGUCCCGAGGUCUCUCAUCCGCUUGGCAGCCCUGGUCGAGGCCACGCCGACGCCUGCCAAGGGCACUCGGUCAUUAGACGGGCAGGAGCUGUGCAGGCAAAGCAACCUCAUCCAGGGACACAGGAGCCAGAGGGUCCCUGUGUGUCCCUGCUGUGUGUCCCUGUAGGCAGCACUUGUGGUCUCCCACCCCAGUGUCCAUCAGGGAUGGCACGUGGACACCCUCACCUGUUCCCAGGCAUGGUGUUGUGGGGACCAGAGGUGAUGGUGGCUCCUGGUGAGCGGUGUCACGGGCCGGGCUGCCUGUUCAGCUCCAUCCCCAUCUCUACCUCACACUGCCACUCUGCAGCUCAGGGCUGAGCAGGGCCCUUCCCAGCUGAGGGACAGCCUUCUGGAGGAGCACCCCAUGCUGGGGGCCCAGCACGAUGGGGACCCCUCUGGGAUGGCUGCCUGUCCCUGUCCUGGCUCACCAUGAUGGCUGAUGGGGCCGUUUCCUGUGGAGCGGGAGCCCCAGGGCCACACAUCCGGGCUGCACAUCUGGUGCCCAGCUGUUGCCCUCCCCCACCUCCCCUGGGCCCCAGCACCUGGGGCUGCGGGAGCCCCAUCCCCUGCCGGCCCCAUCCUGGCCAGCCGCCGGCACCCUCCUUAAUCCCAGGGGCUGGGACAGGCGAGGGGCUGCCGGGGCUCCAGAUGGUGCCAUGCUGCUCUCGGCGGCUGGCCCAGGCCCCUGGGGACAGGGGCUGCCGUGCCCUGCCGGGGGGGGGGGGGUUGUCUUGGGGGGGGUGUCUGGCCAUAGCAUUUCCCAGCUCAGACAGAUGGAGCGGGAUUAGAGCCGCAGCUCCCCCAGGGUUGCGGCUGGAUUUGGUACAGGGUGAGUGCUCAGCGGUGGAGGGACAGCACCAAUGUCCUGGGAUGGGAUGGCAGGGACCCGAUGGGACAUCGUGGCUGUGUCACUGGUGCUGUUCCCCAUCCCCGAGUAAUUCUGACCCCUUUGUGUCUUGCAGCGAAGGUGUCUUCAAGUGCCCAGAGGACCAGCUGCCCCUGGACUACGCCAAGAUCUACCCCGACCCGGAGCUGGAGGCGCAGGUGCUGAGCCUGGCCAUCCGCUGCAUCCACAGCGAGGAGGGCUGCCGCUGGAGCGGGCUCAUCAAGCACCUCCAGGCCCAUCUCAGCACCUGUGGCUUCAACGUGAUCCCCUGCCCCAACCGGUGCAGCGCCAAACUGAGCCGCCGUGACCUGCCCGAGCACGUCCAGCACGGCUGCCCCAAGCGCCGGGUCAAGUGCGAGUUCUGCGCCAGUGACUUCACUGGGGAGGCCUUUGAGGGCCACCAGGGCACGUGUCCCCAGGAGAGCGUGUACUGUGAGAACAAGUGUGGGGCCCGCAUGAUGCGGCGCCUGCUGUCCCAGCACACCCUGGCCGAGUGCCCCAAGCGCACCCAGCCCUGUACCUACUGCUCCAAGGAGUUCGUCUUUGACACCAUCCAGAACCACCAGUACCAGUGUCCCCGGUACCCUGUGCCGUGCCCCAACCAGUGUGGGACACCCAGCAUCCCCCGGGAGGACAUGCCCACCCACCUCAAGGAGAGCUGCAACACUGCCAUGCUGCUGUGCCCCUUCAAGGAGGCUGGCUGCAAGCACCGGUGCCCCAAGCUGGCCAUGGGUCGGCACCUGGAGGAGAGCACCAAGGCACACCUGGGCAUGGUGUGUGCCCUGGUGAGCCGGCAGCGGCAGGAGAUCCUGGAGCUGCGGCGCGACAUGGAGGAGCUGUCGGUGAGCAGCGACGGGACCCUCAUCUGGAAGAUCGCCGACUACGCCCGCAAGCUGCAGGAGGCCAAAGCCCGCAGCAACUACGAGUUCUUCAGCCCCCCCUUCUACACCCACAAGUACGGCUACAAGCUCCAGGUCUCGGCUUUCCUCAACGGCAACGGGAGCGGGGAGAGCAGCCACCUCUCCGUCUACAUCCGUGUGCUGCCGGGCGAGUACGACAACCUGCUGGAGUGGCCCUUCUCCUACCGUGUCACCUUCUCCCUGCUGGACCAGAGCGACCCCUCGCUCUCCAAGCCCCAGCACAUCACCGAGACCUUCCAUCCCGAUCCCAACUGGAAAAACUUCCAGAAGCCGGGAGCCUCGCGCAGCUCCCUGGACGAGAGCACCCUGGGCUUCGGCUACCCCAAGUUCAUCUCCCACGAGGACAUCAGGAAACGGAACUACGUGCGGGAUAAUGCCAUCUUCAUCAAAGCCUCGGUGGAGAUCCCCCAGAAGAUCCUGGCCUGAGCCCUUGAGGGGGGACAGGAUGUGAGUGGGGCACCCACCCAGGGGUGCCCCAAGUGGUGCUGAGCCCCUGCCCGCAGUCAGUGCUCCCGGCUUGGGGACACUGCUGUGGCGCAGUGGUGGCUCUCAGGAUAGGCAGGGAUGGGGCUGCUCCCACGUCCCUGCUGGGGCUGGGAUGCUCUGGCAGCCCCAGCUGCCCCCUGGGGCAGCCCUUUCUCAGGUGCCCGGGGGUGCCGGGGGCUGGGCCCCCCAAGCCUCUCACUGGGGCACCCAGCAGCCCCCACCAGCCUCACUGGGGACCCUGCAGGACCCCACUGCCCAGAGCCAUAUUUUGUAAGCUGGUGCUCCCCAGGUUGUUAUUUAUUUCCCUGAGCCGGGGCCGUUGCCCCCUUCCC